Sorex araneus (European shrew) is the source of this 2735-nucleotide messenger RNA. It is a transcript of the gene CCDC30, whose product is annotated as coiled-coil domain containing 30. The record is from RefSeq and is a predicted model, not a curated record. Lineage: Eukaryota; Metazoa; Chordata; Mammalia; Eulipotyphla; Soricidae. The transcript has 18 exons. The coding region runs from base 411 to 2579 and encodes 722 amino acids.
CGGCUGACGCCUCGGCGUCUCUGCGACCCGCGCGGUUGCCAUGACGCCCGAGGCUCCCUAGGCACCUGCUGCGGGCGGCCGGGCGACCAGGGGCUCGCCCGUCGCGGGGUCCUGGGCUUCCCGCCCGGGCCUCCGGGAGAAGAGCGACUCCUCGCGCGACCCUCUCACCGUCCAUCCCCGCCGCGGCUCUCCCCAGCAUGGGAGCGAGUGACCCCAGGUCCAGGGCCAGAGCCUCUCCCGGCCCGGCCCUGCGAGCCCCGGGUCCGAGUCCCUGGGCCUGAAGAGGCUUCCCGGCGUGUGGGACCAGGCGGCCGCUGCCCCGGAGCGCGGGCGGCGCGUCUUCGGCGUGUAGGGUUGAAAAUUAUGCACACCAUGUUUGGAACUUAACAGAGGAAAGAGAACAUUUUCUCAUGGUUAUGAAAAGGAAAACAAGCAUCUUAGACAUGAGUUUAAAGACCUCCAACUUAAACAGGUCCCAUAAUGAAGACUCGGGGAAAGAUGAGUCACCACAAAGACAUGUGCAACAAGCAGUACAAAGGUUAACAAUAGCUCAUGAAGAGAUCCAAAGACUCACUAAUGAACUCCAAGAGAAGGAGAAAGAACAGAGUAAAUUAGUCUCUUACCUAGGGGAGCUUUUUCCUCCUGACAUGAUGGGAGACCCACCAGCCAUUUCACUGCUGAUGAGAGGCCCAAGGAGGCAGAGCGAUAAGCCUGGAUUGGAGAACUCACACCCAAAUUCUGCGCUUGAGACAUCUCGACUAGAAAUUGAAAAAUUAAAAGAAAAUUUGAUAAAACUGAAAGAAAAAGGGUUACUAACGCCUGGUGGUACUCAGAGCACUUCACCACAUGGGUGCCGGGAUCAAACCCGGGUUGACUGCAUGCAAGAUUCAGCUGGCCUACAGAAAGCAAAAGAACAUAAUCAGAGACUGGAUGAGGAAAUUCUGGCUUUACGAAAUCGGGUUCGAUCACUUGACUCAGAUAAAAAAGUGCUUGAAGAAGUAGUUGAAAGACUUAAAGGAGAGCUUUGUGAAUUUCAAGAGAAUAAACUACUUGGAAAUCACUCCCCUGGAAGAACUGUGACAGUUACACAGAGGGAAGAGUGUCCGCCAUCAGAAGAAAAACUGAAACAACACCAGCAAGAGGAAGUACAACAACUACGCCAGAAUUUGCACCGGCUGCAGGUACUAUGCAACUCAGCUGAAAAAGAGCUUCGAUAUGAAAGAGGGAAGAACUUGGACUUAAAGCAACAUAAUAGCUUACUUCAAGAAGAAAGCAUUAAGAUCAAAUUUGAACUCAAGCAGGUCCAGCAGAAAUUAUUAGACAGCACAAAGAUGUGCUCUUCACUCACAGCAGAGUGGAAGCACUGUCAGCAGAAAAUUAAGGAGCUGGAGCUGGAAGUACUUACACAGGCUCAGAGCAUUAAAUCACACAACAACCUACAGGAAAAGCUGGCUCAGGAGAAAUCUAAAGUUGCUGAUGCAGAGGAAAAGAUACUGGAUCUGCAGCAGAAAUUAGAACAUGCUCAGAAAGUUUGCAUCACAGACACUUGUGCUCUGGGGAAGAAGCAACUUGAGGAGAGGAUAAAAGAAGCAAUAGAAAAUGAAGCUAGACUAAAGCAGUGCUAUGAGGAAGAGCAACAGAAGAGGAAACUCCUAGAUCAGGAUAUUGAUGAGCUGCAAAAGCAAGUGAGAAUCUCACAGAACAGAGAGAAUGAACUAAAAAAGAUCAGUUCUCAGCAACAAGCCCAGAUAAGACAACAAGAAGCCCAACUUAAACAACUGGAAAAUGAACAAAGAAUAUCCAACAAGUAUCUCAAGAGCAACCAGAAAUUGUCAGAGAAGCUUUCUGGGUUGCAGCAAGAGAAGGAAGCUCUGUUUGAAGAAUAUGGGCAGUUUUUGAAGCAGUUCGAUCUCUAUGUGAGAACCUACAAUGAGAAACAUCACCACCAAAAAGCCAAGCUGCACAGAGUCAAGGAUCGUUGGGCUCAGGAUGUAGAACAACGAGAUGAGAGGAUCAAACUACUUGAAAAUGAAGUUGUUGUCCUACGACAACAGUAUGGAAAGGAGAAGGCAUUCCAGGACCAAGUCACUUCCCAAAAUAAUACUCUGCUCCUAGAAAAUGAGAAACUUCUGGAGCAACUCACAGAGAAGGAUGAAUUGAUCCACAGUAACAAGUGGGUAAUCACAUCUGUCCAGAGCAGAGUAUUCUUCCUGGAUAAAGAAAAUAAGCAGUUGCAAGAGAACAGUCUGCGGCUCACCCAGCAGGUGGGUCUCUUGGAGCGCAUUCUGCGGAGCAUGCAGAUCCGCACAGGAGAGGAAGCAAUUGGUCAUAUACCUGAAUUUGAACAUCUGGCUAGAAACUUUCCCUUUUCAAACUCCAGUUUUUCAGGAAGAUGCUUGAAAGAAUCAGUUGAGAGUCUCCAAGAGGCUGAAGAUCAAAAGCCAGAAGAUGCAAUGACAAACGUCAAGUCCUGUGUAGGUCUUUUGGCUUCCCAGAGUUCUGAAACUAGCUGUAUUAACAUGGCUUCUCUGAAUGAGACAAAUAUCAUCCAAGAACAAGACAAAAAGACAGAGCUAUAAAAAACCACUAAUCUCUAAAUCUAGACUGAUUAGAGCAACUAACUUAAAGUCUUGGUAAGAAGGUGAAACAAGACAUGGAGAAUAUUCACAGGAUCCUAUUGGACCAGUAGUUUACAAAAUUGUUUUUAUACUCAUUAAAUCAGUUCUUAAAAUGGA